CACACACACACACACAUCAACAUCUUAUACAGGCAUCCUGAUUGUGUGUGUGCCCACUGCGGGAGCUCUGGAAUGCCAAGGAUGCUUGAGUAUAACUGCACCUCAUCAUCCCAAGGCUUGUACCUGAUCCCAGACCCCUCCUGGUGCCCUGAGGCUGGAGAGUGCAUUAUGUGGAACGUGAGUACAGAGGAUGUGCCGGAUUUGUGUGAGAGCCGGAGUUCGUACGUGGAAAACCAUUUAGGACCCCGACGUUCUCCGCAGUUUCUAACAAUCUGCAUCUCGUACAUGCUCAUUUUCUGCGUAGGGUUGCUGGGCAAUGCAUUAACGUGCACCGUGAUCAUGCGCCACCGCUCCAUGCGCACGCCAACCAACUACUACCUGCUCAGCCUGGCCACUUCAGACCUUCUCGUGCUCCUCUUGGGUUUGCCGUUGGAGCUCUACGAGUUGUGGUCCAACUAUCCCUUCCUGUUAGGACCCGGAGGCUGCUACUUUAAAACGUGUCUGUUCGAGACGGUGUGUUUCGCCUCGGUGCUCAACGUCACGGCCGUAAGCGGCGAGCGAUACCUCGCUGUCGUCCACCCUCUGCGCGUUAAACACGUAAUGACUCAUGGCCACGUCAGACGGAUCAUUGUAGCACUGUGGAUCGUGUCGUUUCUCUGCGCUUUGCCCAACACUAGCUUGCACGGCAUGACCAUGCUGCCUCCGAAGUUCGGCUGGAGCUUUCCGGAGUCAGCCGUGUGCGGCCUGGUAAAGCCGGCGUGGAUCUACGGGCUGCUCGUCCAGCUCACUGCCCUCUUCUUCUUUCUCAUUCCCAUGAUAAUCAUCGGCACCCUCUACCUGCUCAUCGCGCUCCAGCUGCACCAGGAAACGCGAUUACUGCAGAACGAUGCCAAAACCUCGAACCCAGGAGUGCAGAGCAAACUGCAGACAACACGCCAUCGCCAAGUUACCAAAAUGCUCUUUGUGUUGGUGGUCGUGUUCGGCGUCUGCUGGGCGCCGUUUCACAUCGACCGUGUCAUGUGGAGCUACAUCGAGGAAUGGAGCAAAGAGCAGCACCUGGCCUUCGAGUCCAUUCACCUAAUCUCAGGUGUGUUCUUCUACCUGAGUUCCGCCGUUAACCCGGUCCUGUACAGUCUCAUGUCUUCGCGUUUCAGAGAGCUGUUCCAGGAGGUGGCGUGCCGGAAGAACGAGCAGAAAUUCAAGCUACAAACACUGGUUUAAAUAGCAAAAACAGAACAAUCACCUUCAUCUCAUAUAAAAGAGUAUUAUGUUCUACUCAGAUAAUGAUCUGAACUAGCACUCUUGGUGAUACAUUAGCAUAAUAUUAGAUACUAGGUGUUAGGUAUUAAAUAGACAUGUCGACAAAUGUUUGUUAGAUUUGGGGUCUUGGGAAGAUGUUCUAGAUUUUGUGGAGAUUCAUUCAGCCACAAGGGUGUUAGUAAAGUCAGGUACUGACGUAGUUGCAGUUUUCCCAUUACUUUUACUGUGUAUUGUACUGUAGUAACAACAAAUGUUCUUCACUUGUUUUUAUUUUUGUUUGUGGUCAUUUAUGACGUUUCAAAUGCG
Silurus meridionalis is the source of this 1566-nucleotide messenger RNA. RefSeq names its product neuromedin U receptor 1b (gene nmur1b). The transcript has 3 exons. Gene Ontology annotation, cellular component: plasma membrane. The record is from RefSeq and is a predicted model, not a curated record. Gene Ontology annotation, biological process: G protein-coupled receptor signaling pathway. NCBI's taxonomy places the organism in Eukaryota, Metazoa, Chordata, Actinopteri, Siluriformes, Siluridae. Gene Ontology annotation, molecular function: neuromedin U receptor activity. Bases 73 to 1221 code for a protein of 382 amino acids.